Messenger RNA from Peronospora matthiolae, 1056 nucleotides. The record is from the annotation of a GenBank genome assembly. NCBI's taxonomy places the organism in Eukaryota, Oomycota, Peronosporomycetes, Peronosporales, Peronosporaceae.
AUGCCGCCGAAGAAAGCCGCAGGAUCGGGACCUUCAAAGAAGGCUGCGGUGAAGCAGAAGGAGAAGGUGUUGGAGAAUAAGACCUUUGGGUUGAAGAACAAGAAGAAGAGCAAGAAUGUACAAAAGUACAUCCAGGAGGUCACCAAGCAAGUCGCGGGCGGCACUACUCGUGCUGACCGCAUGAAGGAGCAGGAGGCCAAGCGAAAAAAAGAUGCAAAGGCAGAGCAGGAGAACCUUAAGAGUCUAUUCGCAGCUUCCAUUAGGCAGCCCGCUCUUCCUCCUGGAACGGACCCAAAGUCGGUGCUCUGUGCUUUUUUCAAGGCUGGCGUAUGCACUAAGGGAGUCCGGUGCAAAUUCUCGCAUGACUUGAUGGUAGGCAAGAAAGCCGCUAAAAUCGAUUUGUAUACAGACAACCGUACUGAGAAGGAAGCAGAUCAAAUUGACACUUGGGAUCAGGACAAACUGGAAGAAGUGGUGAAUGAGAAGCACCACGAGAAAAACGCGAAACAGACGGAAAUCGUUUGCAAACACUUUUUGGACGCAAUUGAAAAGUCGUUGUACGGUUGGUUCUGGGUGUGUCCAAACGGCGGCACUUCUUGCAAGUACCGUCACGCACUUCCUGUUGGGUAUGUGUUCAAGUCGAAGAAGGACCGUGAGCUGGAAAAGGGCAACAAGGUGGUGGAGGUCUCGAUUGAAGAAAUCAUUGAGCAGCAGCGUGCCAAGUUAGGGCCCAACGGGGGCACUCCUGUCACGGAAGAGUCACUCGCGAAGUGGAAGGCUGAUAAGCUGACGCGUAAGAAGACCGAGGAAGCAAAGCGGCUAAAAGAGCAAGCGAAGCGGACGGGCGGUCGCGGCGUCAUGAGUGGUCGUGCGUUGUUCACGUACGACCCGACUUUAUUCCGCGACGACGCGGAUGCAGAUGAUGAAGCGUACUCAGUUCACAGUGAUGAAGAGGACGAUAACAACGAGGUCCCUGCCGUUGAUGCGGCAGCAGCUGUGAUGGACAAGAGUUUGUAUUUGCAAGACGUGGACGAUCUUGACUCGCUGAAGAAGUGA